This is a messenger RNA of Staurois parvus, 519 nucleotides long. The record is from the annotation of a GenBank genome assembly. Lineage: Eukaryota; Metazoa; Chordata; Amphibia; Anura; Ranidae.
GAAGAUUUUCCAAAACCCAAUGUUACCACUUGUCCUGAUGGCUGGUUUUCCGGAUCAGGAAUGUAUUGCUACAAAGUUUUCAACAAAGAGAGAUUACUGAGGCAAAGAACCUGGGAGGAAGCUGAAGGAAUGUGUGAAGAGUUUGGUGGCCAUCUUGCUAGUUUUCCUCAUAUACAGGAAAUGAAAAACUUUCACGUGUUCCUAAAAGCAAGCAUGAGCCAAAAGCGAUGGAUUUGGGUCGGCUUGAAUAAAAGAAACUUGGGAAGCUGGGAGUGGAGUGAUGGCCGUCCUAUCUCUUCAACUGUACUGGAUGAAUUUCAGGAAGAGGACUAUUUCCUUCGAGACUGUGCUGCAUUGGAGAUUAAUGCACCAAUGCAAAGGAAUGUCUGGACAUGGCAUUUUGAACCAUUGCAUGAGCAGGAAUACAGCCUGCAGCCAUUCCAUUGUGAAGCCCAACUGGAAUGGGUGUGCCAGAUUGCCAAAGGUGUCGUCCCGAAAACUCCACAGUGGUAUCAGCCA